GGCAGUCUGUUUUGCAGAGGGAAAGCUCUCAUCUGUAGCUGCAUUCGUUCUCAUGAGUGUCAUAGAUCAGCUAUAGGGAACCUGCUUUUUAAACUGUUCUAAUGAAAUGGGAUCUGAAAGGGACUUGCCAGUCUGGUAAUUGGUCAUGUAAGGAAGAAAGCCCAGGAACCUUGGGGUGAAGAAAGUGUGGGGCUGUAACUAUGUGGAAAAUGUGUUAUGGAAUUAUACAUCGUUCAUUCCUUGUUGUGUUCAAGUUUUUGCAGGGGAGAACGGAGAAAAUGUGUUGAAUGCAAUUGCCCAGCAGAAACAGCUCCAAGCUGGUGAAGAUGGAGAAUGGCACAGUGGAUGAACAGAACCAAACUGGGCUGCUGCCAAGCCAAGAAAUUAUCACUACUGAAUACCAAGUGGUUACCAUCCUCUUGGUCCUCUUCAUCUGUGGACUUGGCAUAGUGGGCAAUGUCAUGGUGGUUUUGGUAGUCCUCAAGACUAAACACAUGAGGACUCCUACUAACUGCUACCUGGUGAGUCUCGCUGUGGCUGAUCUCAUGGUGCUGAUGGCUGCAGGACUACCCAACAUUACUGAGAGCCUGUAUGGAUCUUGGGUCUAUGGUUAUGCAGGAUGCCUCUGCAUUACUUACCUCCAGUACCUAGGCAUCAAUGCUUCUUCUUGCUCCAUCACUGCUUUCACCAUUGAGAGAUACAUAGCCAUCUGCCACCCAAUCAAAGCCCAAUUCUUAUGUACUUUUUCAAGAGCCAAAAAGAUCAUUAUUUUUGUCUGGGCUUUCACCUCCGUAUACUGUAUGCUCUGGUUUUUCCUUCUAGAUCUCAACACUGUAGUCUACAAAGAUACCAUUGUUGUGUCCUGUGGCUACAAGGUGUCCAGAAGCUACUACUCCCCUAUAUAUAUGAUGGAUUUUGGUAUAUUUUAUGUUGUGCCAAUGAUACUGGCCACUGUCCUCUAUGGUCUGAUUGCAAGAAUAUUAUUCCUGAAUCCCAUCCCUUCAGAUCCAAAAGAAAAUUCUAAGACAUGGAGAAACAACUCAACUCACCAAAGCAAGAAUGUGAACUCCAAGACAACAAACAGGUGUUUCAAUAGCACUAUUGCUUCUAGAAGACAGGUUACCAAGAUGCUGGCUGUAGUUGUCAUACUCUUCGCCUUGUUAUGGAUGCCAUAUCGGACACUGGUUGUUGUAAACUCCUUUCUCUCCAAGCCUUUCCAAGAAAAUUGGUUCCUGUUAUUUUGUAGAAUCUGCAUUUAUCUAAAUAGUGCCAUCAAUCCUGUGAUUUACAAUCUCAUGUCCCAGAAAUUCAGAGCAGCCUUCAGGAAACUCUGCAACUGCCAGCAGAAACACUCAGAGAAACCUGCUAAUUACAGUGUGGCUCUAAACUAUAAUGCCAUAAAGGAGUCUGAGCACUUCAGCACUGAACUAGAAGACAUUACCAUCACCAACACCUACCUGUCUUCUGCAAAAAUGUCCUUCGAUGAUACAUGUUUGCCUUCUGAGGUCAUAUGAGAAUGAAGGAAGCUGUUUCUAUUUUCCACUUUGCUGCUCCUCUCAGUCUUACACCACUCCAGACCAGCCUGGUCUUAUUAAUAUUUCUGUUCACUAUUUACAACAACCUGUAUUAAAGCCAAAACUACUCACAGA
This is a messenger RNA of Gavialis gangeticus (Gharial), 1649 nucleotides long. RefSeq names its product thyrotropin releasing hormone receptor (gene TRHR). Gene Ontology annotation, molecular function: thyrotropin-releasing hormone receptor activity. Bases 288 to 1514 code for a protein of 408 amino acids. The record is from RefSeq and is a predicted model, not a curated record. Lineage: Eukaryota; Metazoa; Chordata; Crocodylia; Gavialidae. The transcript is spliced from 3 exons. Gene Ontology annotation, biological process: phospholipase C-activating G protein-coupled receptor signaling pathway. Gene Ontology annotation, cellular component: membrane.